Messenger RNA from Ilex paraguariensis (yerba mate), 2670 nucleotides. Lineage: Eukaryota; Viridiplantae; Streptophyta; Magnoliopsida; Aquifoliales; Aquifoliaceae. The record is from the annotation of a GenBank genome assembly.
UUUGAUUAUUAUACUUGGUUGAUAGUUUACCAAAAUUACAUGUAAUUGAACGGUAGAUGAUUGCGUACACACGUAGUUCUGAAAACUCAUCAACAUUCUUCUCCCAAAAUAACGCACACAAAACCAUAAAACCAGACUCAGGGCCAGUUGAAAAACUCCCUCCCUCUUCUCUCUGUCUCCCUCUCGUACAAGAAUCAAUCCAACAGCUUAAGCAAAGCUCUCCCCCAGGCCCCCACACCUCUCUCUCCCCCCAAAAAUUCUCAUUCGUUCUCCAAUGUGUUGGUGUGAAAAACAAAGCUUUUCGUAGUAGUUGGUAGUGAGGCCCACAAAAUGUCGUCAGGGUUCUCUGGCACCGGAGGUCCCGACUUCUACGCCGCCGGUGGGUUUAACGGAAGAUCUAUGUUGCCCAUGAAGAACCCUCCGAUUCCGUACAGGUCACCUCUUGCCGGAAUUCUCCCUGACCCAACUUCUCAGAUCAUUCACCGCCAACCCGAUUUGAUCGGCAAACGAUCUCUCGCAGAGUUUCAACAACAGUAUCAGUCUCAAAACCAACAACAACAACAGCAGGGAUUAUUGGGGCUUUAUCUGAGGAACGUGAAGCCCAGAAAUUACCAGCACACUUCUCCUAUAUCUCCUCUUUCUCCUGUAGAUUUCUCAGCUUCCCUUUCACCAGAAGUCUCUUCAAUUUCUUCUUCAUCUUCUUCGACGCCGAUGACCGCACGGUAUAUACUACCAAAUCUUCAAAAUCUCCGGCCACAACCCAUCAGUACUUUCGGUAACGGAAACAUUGGCAGUAUCAAUAAUAUGAUUCCUAGUAACCAAAAUUUUUCUGGUGUUUCGGUUCCAUAUUCGAUGCAAAACCGAGUUGUGGGUCAGGAAUUGUUAGGCCAAGAAUCAAAGAAGAAUAUGAUGAAUCGUCUUCAGGAGCUCGAGAAACAGCUCUUAGACGACAACGACGACGAAAGCGGUGAUGCUGCGUCUGCGGUGACCAACAGCGAGUGGUCCGAAACGAUUCAGAACCUGAUCAGUCCGAGUCAGAAACCCAUUGCCCCAUCUCCAACCUCAUCAUCUUCUUCAUGCUCGUCUUCUCCGCCAUUAACUUGUACCAGACCACUGAUCCUCGAGGCAGCCUCGGCUAUAUCCGAAGGCAAGACAGACGUUGCUGUGGAGAUCCUCACGCGCCUGAACCAAGUCUCCAACGUCAGAGGCACUUCCGAGCAGAAGUUGACGGCGUACAUGGCGUCGGCGUUACGGUCGCGCGUGAACUCCACGGAGUAUCCACCACCAGUCGCCGAGCUUUACUGCAAAGAACACAUGGAUUCAACCCAAAUGCUCUUCAAUGCAUCUCCAUGUUUCAAGCUUGGUUUCAUGGCGGCCAAUCUAGCUAUACUCGAAGCGGCAUCGAAUCAAAAUCUUAACAAGCUUCAUGUUGUGGAUUUUGACAUUGGUCAGGGUGGCCAGUACGUGCAUUUACUCCACGCGCUAGCAGCAAAAAAAGCAGACAAGCCCAGUCUGUUGAAGAUCACGACGUUUGUGGAGGUUGUGACUGGAAGUGAAGAUAGAUUGAAGGAUGUCGGCGACGGACUGAAAGCUCUGGCGAAAAAAGUUGGAGUUGGGUUAAGUUUUAAUGUGUUGAAUUUGAAGAUAUCUGAUCUGAGUAUUGAGACAUUGGGUGUUGAAAAAGAUGACCUUUUGGCCGUUAAUUUUGCUUUUCGGCUGUAUAAAUUGCCUGAUGAAAGUGUUACGACGGAAAACUUAAGGGAUGAGUUGCUCCGCCGUGUGAAGAGGUUAUCGCCAACGGUGGUGACGGUGGUUGAGCAAGAAAUGAACGCGAAUACAGCGCCGUUCGUAGCGCGCGUGAACGAGGCGUGUGGGUAUUACGGGGCGUUGCUCGACUCGCUUGAUGCGACUGUGUCAAGGGAUACCUCGGCGCGAGUCGUGAUCGAGGAGGGACUGGGUCGAAAAAUAGCAAACUCGGUUGCGUGCGAAGGGAGGGACCGCGUUGAAAGAUGCGAGGUGUUCGGCAAGUGGCGGGCCCGCAUGGGCAUGGCCGGGUUCGAAUCCAAGCCCAUGAGUCAACUCGUGGCCGACUCGCUCCUUUUCAAACUCAACUCGGAAACACGUGGCAAUCCGGGCAUUACUGUUAAAGAAGAAAGUGGAGGGAUCAGCUUUGGUUGGAUGGGACGAACACUCACCGUCGCUUCUGCUUGGCGUUAAAGCUCAUUUUCACUCUAAAAAGCAUUAGUAUUAAUUGUGAACUAUUUAUAUAUUAAUUAUCAGUAAUGUUGUAUUAACGUUUUCAAGAUGGAAAAAGAAAUGACCCAUCAAGGGAACAAAUAAAGGGGGUGUUUGGGGAGGGGGGCAAAGUUAAGUUCAGCUUUUUUAUUUGAGUGUGAAAGUAGUGUUUGGCAUUUGCUGAUUCGGUUGGAUUGCUCUCAACUUCAGUGUCAUUGGAGGGCUCCACAUGGUAGAUUUUUUUUUAUUGUUUUUUGGGUAUGGUUGGUCUGAUUGAUAUAAGGAUGUUUUGGUGGGGGUGGUGGAGUAUCUGUAUUGAUGCCAUGCCAUGGGUUUGUUAUGGACCACAAAUUUUUUUCCUAUUUUUAUUUUAAUUUUAAUUAGUAUAAACCGGUGAAGGAUUAGGGUUUCAUAUUCGCAUGUCAAGACUUUAUU